This is a messenger RNA of Chinchilla lanigera (long-tailed chinchilla), 2971 nucleotides long. It is a transcript of the gene Prr5l, whose product is annotated as proline rich 5 like. Lineage: Eukaryota; Metazoa; Chordata; Mammalia; Rodentia; Chinchillidae. Gene Ontology annotation, cellular component: TORC2 complex. The record is from RefSeq and is a predicted model, not a curated record. Bases 973 to 2079 code for a protein of 368 amino acids. The transcript has 12 exons. Gene Ontology annotation, biological process: TORC2 signaling.
GCAGCGCGGGGUGAGGAGGGAGGGAGAGGAGGGAGAGCAGGGUUCGUCUUUCUCCAGGGAGAGAACUUUCCCCAGAACGCCGGAAACUUGUUCCUGGGCGCGCAGAGUCGGGACAGGCGGGCGUGCUCGGCUCGUGGUGACUCACGCCGGGGGAUCCCGAGCGGGUCACCACGCCCGAGUCCAUUUGAAAACCCUGAGGUGAUACAUGGCAAGUGUCUGCUGUCCUACAGGAGCUCAGUAAGCAGUGCCUUUCUAGUCAUCCUGGGCCCUAGAAACUCACUUUGGCUGCCGUGAGACAGAGGAUGGGGCAGGCGAGUUAAGUGACUGCUCGGCGUCUACGUCCUGAUGGUGUGGAAGGACCCUGGUCUUCACUCAGGACCUGAGAAGGUGCUCCACACUGGGCUCUGGCUGCAGAUGCAUCAGCAGGAGUCAAAGGCCGGAGCCUUGGUGGAAUUCAUUUGCAUUUUCCACUAAGUGCACUGUCUUCUGGCCUGGACCCGGCGGACGGAGGUAUGCCCUGGUCCCCAGGCCCUGUCACUUGUAGCUGUGAGAGAAAGGGAGACAGUACAUUCUUUUUCUCUGAGAAAAACAUCCUGGAUCCGGGUGCAGAGCUUUCAGAGAAACCCACGUGAGGUAGUCGGCCAAGCCCUAAUCUCCUGCCUUGGUACUCAAUCAAGCAAGGCAUAUGGACCGCGGAUUGGCAGGACGUAUCAGUGCCAGGACCGUGGCUCCUGGGCUCUCCUUAGCAUUGUCUACAGAGUUGUCUCUUGGUCCACAACACCAUGGGGUCUGCAGAAAGUCCCAGCAGUGUCCACAUUGAUGGAUGUGUGUGGGGAGCACAGAGGUGUUGCCUGAGAGUGUGGAUUUCAAAACUCCCAAGGGCCGGGAGGCAGCCCUGAGGGAAGCUUUUCCCCGUGGGCAGCUGGAAACUUCUGGUCCCAUAAAGACAAAGCCGACGCCUUGCCCGGACUUAUGACCCGUGGCCUCGCUCCCAUCCUGCUCACUGAGGUCCACAAGAUGGGCUCCUUCCGCAGGCCGAGACCGCGCUUCAUGAGCUCGCCGGUGCUCAGCGACCUGCCCCGGUUCCAAGCCACCCGGCAGGCUCUGCAGCUGAGCUCCAACUCGGCCUGGAACAGUGUCCAGACUGCUGUGAUCAACGUUUUCAAAGGGGGUGGCUUGCAAAGCAACGAGCUCUAUGCACUGAACGAAAACAUCAGGCGGCUGCUGAAGAGUGAGCUUGGAUCAUUCAUCACAGACUAUUUCCAGAACCAGCUUCUUGCAAAAGGACUGUUCUUUGUGGAGGAGAAGAUCAAGCUGUGCGAAGGUGAAAAUCGCAUUGAGGUUCUGGCUGAAGUCUGGGACCACUUCUUCACUGAGACUCUCCCCACCCUGCAGGCAAUAUUUUAUCCAGUUCAGGGACAGGAGCUGACCAUCCGCCAGAUCUCCCUGCUGGGCUUUCGCGACUUGGUCCUACUAAAGGUUAAGCCGGGUGACUUGCUGCUGCUGUCACAGUCUAAGCUGCCUUCCUCCAUUAUCCAGAUGUUGCUUAUCCUGCAGAGCGUUCACGAGCCCACGGGCCCCAGUGAGGGCUACCUGCAGCUGGAGGAGCUGGUGAAGCAGGUGGUUUCUCCUUUCCUGGGCAUCGGCGGGGACCGUGGCUUCUCGGGCUCCACACACACACUGGCCAGGAGGCACUCCAGAGUCCGGCCCAAGAUGAUGCUCCUGAACUAUGCCUCUCCGCUGGCCACGGUCAGUCAGCCGCUGAACGAGAUGGCUCUGACCCCACUGACAGAGCAGGAGGGGGAGGCCUACCUGGAGAAGUGUGGCAGCGUCCGGCGGCACACAGUGGCCAAUGCCCACUCCGACAUCCAGUUGUUGGCUAUGGCCACCAUGAUGCACUCGGGCUUAGGGGAGGAGGCUGGCGGUGAGGACAAAUGCCUGCUCCUGCCGCCCAGCUUCCCGCCGCCCCACCGGCAGUGCUCCAGUGAGCCCAACAUCACUGACAGCCCCGAUGAACUGGAGGAGGGGGCAGAGGACAGCCAGGCAGAUGCAGAGCUGAACUGUGCUUCUCUCAGCUGAGUCGCCGCCAUAGGACUUCCCAGCUCCUGCUUCGCACCCAGGAUGCCAACCGACCCCACAGACCACCCCUCCUAUGGGCAAUGCUGCCUCAUUUCUUUUAGGGUACAAGCCUGGUCUCAGUGCCCUGUGGGGAAACCCUUGUAGAACACCUUCAUUUUGACCAGUAUCUCAGCCACACAGACCCAACUGCCUGCAAUGCCCUUUCUGACCUCCAGCCUUAUCCACUUCACCUGGAUCUUCAUCUCUGCCCUUUUCUUCCUCUGAUACUGGACUGGUACCAACACUCCCACGGGUCCAUCCCAGUGCUCCUAGCAUUAAGGUGGUAGGGGUUGUCUGGACCACACAUAAAGCCAUCAAGAAUAUGUUGGCGUCCGCAGCUCCCCCUUCAAGCUCCUUUAACACAGAGGCUUAUGGGUACAGAGUAGUAGAGAAACUUUGUGUAGAGUGAAAGUCAGUUGCAUCCUCUGCCGAGCAUGGCUCAGGGAACGCACCCUCACCUGAGUUCCCACAUUCCUGGGAUUGCCCUGCCCCAUGGUGAAUGUGGGUCCAUCCUCAGCUAUGUCCACAGACAAUGUGCUGCCUGUGUAAAGGCCUUUGGCUUUUGGCCCAGGACAGCCAGAGACUGGGCCAGCCCCAUCAGUCAUUCAGCCUCGGUGUUUCUCUCAGGCUGACUUCCAAGCUCAAGGAACUAACCUCCUUCAGAGUUACCGGUGCCUUCAUCCCCCUGUGACCCAGAAAUGGACCACUUUCUUAUUGUGAGAGCCAGGGGCUGGGUGAUAGCAACCAAUUAGCUUGUACUUGGAUUUGACUUGAAUUUUUAAAACAUGUGUUGUUUCAAAAAAUUGUCUGUGGAUAUCUGCACAUGGGAAAUUACACUGUUCAUUUCCAGUGG